CGAGCGCAAUAUAUAGUCAUAGACGUGAUUGCGAAUUGCUUUCGCGAGAUGUUAAAUAGUACGACCUUCGCAGUCGAAUACAAUUACAUGUGCUAUAGAUUUAGAAAAUUAUUAUUUGAAAAUGAGCGCGAGGUGAAUUUUUUUUUGUUUUAGUUAUAGAUCCAUCGCAGUGAUUUUUGCACGCAUGCUGUUUCUUUCCCGUUACAUUACUUUCGCGCAUAGUCUAAUACGAAAUUACUGAAACGAUGAAAUAUUAAUGCAUAUUUUAAAAGAUGUGAUAGGAAUAUAAAAUGAAAGACGUCUUUUAAACGCUUAACAAGUACACAAUACUUAAGCAUUAUGUACCUUCCAUAUUCACCAGAAAUCGUUCGUCAUUUCCAAAGUGAAAGUUAUCGUUAGUGCUCCAUAAGAGCAUAGUAGGAGAGUUGGCAAUUUAAAUGCUUACAACAAUCGUUCAAACUGAAUUCUUUCUAGAUAAAGAGAGAGAGAGAGAGAGAGAGAGAGAGAGAGAGAGAGAGAGAGAGAGAGAGAGAGAGAGAGAGAGAGAAAGAGAGAGACAGAGAGACAAAGAUCAGUACAAGUUCUAUAAGUCACACGAGGAUAUUAGAAUUACUACAAUCCUGAAAUUGUGUAUAGUGAUCAAAAUGUCUUCAAGACACUUGCAGUAUAGAUUCAAGAUUGUUAGAGUUCUUGUUUGACUUAUAAAACGCAAGUGUAAUAUUUAUCUAUUAAUUUAUUAGUAGACUUAAGUUGACCAUUCGUAGUCAAUAUACAUACGUGGACGUAAAAUAGAAAGCAGUAGGGAUAUCUGUAAUAUUAGUUAUUUUGAGAAACGGAUUCAACACGACAUUCAGAAAAGACAAAAAUUACUACAACGCUGCAACAAAAGCGUAACUAUUUAUAUAUGAAUUGAUCAGAAAAUUUUUCCUUUGAAUUCGGGUUUUAUUAUUAUCGUGUGCAAUUUUUGAGAGGAUAAAAAGUUUAGGGGAAUUUUUAGAGAAGAAAAAAAUUAAGAUUUUGGUAUUUUUAAUCUCCCCCAAAAAUUCCCUGCAAUAAUAAUAAAACUCAAAUUUACAAGAAAAUCCCCCAACCUGACAUCUCUAAUAAACUAUUUUUAAUCUAUUUCUGAACUGACUAUUUUUAAACUAUUUCUGAAUCUGUCGAAGUUAAUGUAAAAAUGUAACUCUCGUUUAUUCUUCCAUACUACAGAUUAUCUAUAGUCGGACGAAACUUCUUCCACGUUUAUAGAUGCGAUCUUGCGUGUAAUCAGGAGAACUUUUGUCAUACACAAUUGUAGAAGAAAGCAUGCGCCACUAGCUACAGUAUUUGUCACGAUAGACUUACUCAACACAUAUAUCCCGUUUGUUGGUUUCCUAGUAUUAGAUAUCAGAAAAAUAAUUUUAAAAGACGAGAUUCAAUCGUUUCCAAAAUACUAUUCUAAUGUGUUAGUUUUAGCAAAGAAUCGAUUUCCAAUCGCGUUUUUAAUCAAUGGCGCACAGCACCAAAUUAUUUAAAUGUAUACACAUCACGUAUUUUUACAAAGUAUCGAUGCGCACGUGCAAGCGAAAGAUACGUUAUCGUUCACCAUUCACCACUUAAAGUUAAGCUUUCUUUAUUUUGUUCUUGGUUGACGGAUGUGAAACUUUCUGUUAUCUCUUACGGCUAGUAUUAAUAUGACUCUUACCAUUAUAAUAAUUAUUAUUAUUCAGCCUUAUUAUUAUAUUAUUAUUAUUAAUACUUUUAUUAACAUUGAUUUACGUUGUAUUUUGUAUGAUUUUUGUAAAUAAUCGUUAAUAUAUAGAGCAACAAACACGCGUAAGCAAACUGGCACAAAGAAGAGGAACAACGACGUUCACUCACACGUAAUACCAAAGUUUAAUGUAGUAAAACUCACAACUUUUUAUUUUCCUCACUCAUUAUUUUCCCGAUUUCCAUUAUUAUUUUCAUUAUUUUUUGCAGGUUGAAAGAAAAUUGCAAAUUUUAUUUAGUAAACUCUUCGUCAAAAUGUAAAAAAUAGAACAUUAUUUUUAUAGCUAUUUUGAUGACUAUUAUAUUUAUCACUGCCUUCGCAAUCGUCGCCUCGACAUAUCUCUUUCGAGAAAUAUGUAAAAGUCUGUUCUACUGCUUAACGUGAUUAAUUGUACCAACAGUUUAUAUACUAUUGAAAAACAACGGCCGAAAUACUAUCGCUGUAGUAUCGCUAAUUUAAACAUUAGCUCCUCUUUCGCAUACAAAAAUAUUUCUACCAAAGUAAAAAAAAUUACGUAAAAAGGACGAUAAUUAUUUUUUUAAGUUGAUAAGCACGAAAGAGAAAAACUAUGUAAUUGAAGAUACUGACUAAAAUAACAGUAUUUCAAAUAAAUUUAUGUUACUAUAAAAUUAACAUCUUUCAAUAUCUUGUGGUAACUAGAAGACUCGAUAGGGAUAUUUUUCAAAUCUGUUGAUAUUUUUAUUUUUCUGAUGUUUGAUCAGAACGCUGAUUAGAGUACACGUAGCGCCAUUUAAAUAAAAUUUUGUAUAUAUUAUUGUAUAUAAAGUACAUAAGAUUCAAAAUCUCAUGCACAUUUUCCAGUAAUGAGAUAUAUUCAGAAAGAAAAUAUAUACGAAUUAUUCUAAAUACAUUAAAAUUGUUGUAAAAAAGAACUCUGAUGAAAAAAUGUCUUAAAAUUCUUCAUAUAGUUUUUACAGAAUUUCUGUAAUCGCAGAUGGCAAUGUAUCUGCAUUGUUGCAUUAAAGUGUUGUUUGCUAUCAUAAACAUGUAUUGCUAUCAAAAUUGUUGCAACUGAGUUCACAUUCAUUAACGUCUUCACAUUAUAACAACUUGGAAUAGGCAACUUCUCAAUGACUUGCCGGUAGAGUUAGAUUUUUUAAAAUUUUAAUUAAAAUAAGUUAUGCUAAAGGGCAUAGCAGGGUAAGCAUGUGUGUGCUGCCCGCGCACGAAAAUAUUCUAAGAUUUCUAUUUUUGAAAAAGAAAACUUUAAAAUUUGAAGUUAAAGUAUUUUUUGUAAAAUCUUCAUAAAUUAAAAAUUAAAAAAUUCUUAAAAAAUGAGAUAUAAGAACUUUUUUCAUCAGGGAAAGAUAUAAAAAUCGUUUCAAAUAUAUUAAAUUGAAAAUUAAACCUGAUUAAGGGUGUCGUGUAAUCGUAGUCAUUGUUAGGUGUCGUACAUUACACUGUAUAUCAUAUUCUAUUUAACUGUAGCAAACUGUGCUACUGUUAAAUGAGUAUCGACAAUCCGUGUCAAUUUGUGUCUCUUAAAAGGAAGCCAAUAUUUGUUAUUAAAUCUGGUCUUGUUUGUUUUUCCUCAAAAGAGAUAACUAAUUUUAGCAGCGGCAUUGUCAGUAUUUUCAGAAGGCAACCUAUAUUGAAACUUGUUUAAAUUUUGGCGCUUCCACAUUUGAAACCAAUGAUGUCAGUUAUUUCGAUUCCUCCCUAGAGGAUCCCUAGUUUACAGUAUACGAGACUAUAGAGAGUCUCCGAGCUCUGGCGGAAAACUUACCGAGUUUGCGCGAUUCUCCUGCAAGAGUCGGCGAUCCUCGUUACCCGGCGUCAGAGUGACGGACUGCGGAUGCGGACAGUGCGGACACCGCAGUUGGCGCCCGUCGUUCGUGCUGUGUGUUGUGUUAUUGAUACAAGAAAAACCGAAGAGAAGUGGUAGGAAGAGCACACACGCGUGCGCGCGCGCGCGCGUAUAGCGAGGCGAACCAAAAUGGCUAAUUGUCAGACUGGUUGGUGCAGCAGGCAAUACCUGCCGCUUUGGACUCGGCUACUGGCAUGCGAGGACGUCGAGUAUCCGUGUUGGUAGACGGCAUCGCACGUCCGCGCGCGCAAAUACACACGCGUUCGCUCGCUUGCUCUCUUUCUUUUCUCUUUGCUGCGCUCUGAGACCCACCACCAAGCAGCAUGGCUUCUGGUGCAUCCUCUUUGGACAGCGCUGGGAGUAGCGAUGGUGCACUUAACAUGGAGGGGGAUAGCGGGAGCUACGGCAGUGUUGGAAGCCCAGUUGGUGGCCCCGAGUGUCGUAGCGAGUAUGAGGGUUUGCAGGCUCAAUGUGAUCAGGCGAUGCAUCAGCUUCAGCUACUUAGGCAUAAGCACUCCGAUACCAUAAGACGGUGUGAGAUUACUAUGAAAGAAUUGGAGUACUACCGGGGGCAACACAUAGCAGUCAUGAAUCAGCUGGAAGCCACAUCGCAAGAGAGCUCCUCAUUACGAGCGAAAUACAGUGAUUUGGCGAACGACAAACAACGACUGGACCGGGAGGUCCAAUCAUUGCAAAAGGAGCUCUCGGAAUUGCAGCGCAUGCAAAACCAGGAGGUUCUCGUUACUGACGCCGCGGGCAAUGAUACUAUGAAUCAGCACUAUCUGUCCGCGUUACGAAAAUACGAGGCUGUUAAAGACGAAUAUGAUUCUCUCAGGAAGCGAUACGACGACCUGAUAGCAUCUCAUUCUUCCGCCGUUAAUAAGCUAGAGUUAUCGCAAGAGGAGGCCAAGAGGCUGAAAAAGCAGUAUGACACCGUUCUGGAGGAGCGUAACAAUGCGAUCCGUGAGCGCAACGGUCUGAAGCAACAGUGCACCGCCGCAAUUCGCCAGUGGGACAUCGCAUUAAGGGAAAGAAACGAGUAUCGCGAGGCGCUCACCAAGGUGCAGCAGCAACACGAGGAGGCAGUUAAAGAAAUCAAUCAGGCAAUGAUGAUGCGAAUGAAGGCUAGCAAGGAUAUGAAACGUCUUACAGAGGAACGUAAUGCUGCUCUGCAGGAAUAUAGUCUGAUUAUGGGAGAACGGGAUACAGUGCACAAAGAGAUUGAGAAGCUAGGCGACGACCUCGCACAAGCGUACACAAAAGUUACACAUCUGGAAACUGAAAAUAAACAACUCGUCGACGAGAAAAAAACACUGUCUUAUCAAAUUGAGACACUGAAAAGGGAAAUUUCUUCCGCUUUGCAAGACAGAGACGAAGCCCUGAAGAUGUGUAACGAGUUACGACAGAAAUUUGGUGAUUACUCUGAAGGUUCUAGCAGAGACCAUAAGCAUCGUUUGGAAUUAAACUCACUUAGUCACGAACGCGAUAGCGUUAGCAAGGAAGCUGAGAAGGAGACCAACACUCGGGAUUAUGCGACGCGAGACAAACAACGUAUGGACAAUUUGGAGCAAGCUAAUUUGGAAUUGGACAAACUCAGGAAAUCCGUAGAUACACUUCAAGCCGAACUUGAGGAGGCUCUUCAGGAGGCCGAAGUGUCGAAAAGGAGAAGGGACUGGGCUUUCAGCGAGCGCGACAAAAUAGUACUAGAACGGGAGAGCAUAAGAACCUUGUGUGACAGAUUGCGGAAGGAACGCGAUCGCGCGGUCUCCGAGCUGGCAGGUGCUCUACGCGACUCGGACGAUAUAAAAAAACAGCGAAAUGAGGCGUCGAAGGAGCUGAAGGAUCUGAAGGAGAAGAUUGAAUUCGGCGACCAUGCACUGCGCACUAGUCAGGUGGCGCAAAUCGACGAUAGUAACGAUUGGGAGAUGAUUCCGAUUCAUGUCGAGCCUGGCAGAAUCUGCCUAGACUCGGAUCGCGGCGAUCUAGGAUUGAUUCUCGUUGGUGGUCGCGACAGUCCGUAUUAUCCAAACGACACCGGAGUUUAUGUUGCGCAGGUGACACAAGGUAGCGCCCUCGACGGUAAAUUACGGGUCAACGACUGCAUUGUGCGUGUGAACAACGUCGAUUGCACGUCUAUGUCGACUCGCGUAAUUCUGGAAACUUUGCGUUCGUCUACUGUGAAUCCGGCAACACUACUCGUAAAGCGACGUCGGAUAACCAGGCGAUCAUUACGAACUACGCAGCUGUCGGUUGGCACGGUGCCACAUGGUAUUACUCUAGAACUUGGAAUCUACAUCUCGAAAAUAUCGCCCGGAAGCCUAGCCGCCAAGGAUGGAAAUCUUGCCGUAGGAGACAGAGUAUUAAAUAUUAAUAGUAAACCCAUGGAUAACUUAACGGCGCAUGAAGCAAUGACCAUUCUAAACGACGAUACUGUAGACGUAUUGACAAUUACAACGUUGAAGGGUAUUCCUGUACCAUCAGCCGCCAGCUCGGAGACGGUGGCGAUAGACGGUAGUUUCGUGGAGAAGCAAAAGAUGGUAAACAGCUGCUCACAAACCGAACAGGAAAGAAUGAUGCUGAAAGCCUCGUCGGACGAUUACGAACGACGAUACCUGUCGACGAACUUUGCCGAUCGUAACGUUUACAAGGCGGCGAAGUCCGUGAGCGGCGAGAAAUCAAGUGGGAUCAGCAACGCCUGGGACAAUUUCCGGGAGAAAAUUGACAUAGUGCGUGGCCGCAAGCACAGCAAGGAACGCGACGAGAGCAAAAAGAAGAGUCAUCGCAACUCUAGUCCGAAUACGUACGAGCAAGAGCAAGAUGCGAUAGCAGAAUUAGACUCAGUGAUUGACAGCUAUCACAAGAAGGCGAGCAACAGCAAUAAUGGUGUUCUAAAGCGCAGCAAACGUCGCGGUGCUGAGAAGAUGGAGAAGAAUGGCGGCACGUGGCCGAAGGCGCGCGGUGGACCUCUCAUACAAAAUGGGACCGGUACUAUAUUGCACCCGCGCAAGAAAGAACGUUUCCCCCUCAAUGCAUUCCUGCAUCCUGCACAAAAAUACGAUAACUAUAAUUAUAACCGUAUCUCAAACCCUAUCCCUUUCACCAACUUUUCCAAUGUGAAUAAUCGUCAUACCGUUUACAAAGCAGUGGAGACCCCGCUACCGAGCUUCACCAAGACUACCGGGCAGCUCUUUAGCCAGAAGCCACCGUCGUUCGCGCCGGCAGUGCAGUUCAAGGACAUCCCGAUCGACGGCGGCGGUAAGAAACCGCCGUCGACGGAGUUCGAGAGCAGCGCGUCAGAGACCGGGCGGCUCGGUUCUACACUUGCGCCGUCCGAGACCAGCAUUGAUUUCUCGGUCAAGUCCGGCAGCGGCGGCGGCGGCGGCGGCGCCGGCCGCGACGUCGACUCGUACUACGCGAAUAAGCGGUCGCAAAAGUACACCGGCGGCAGCGGUAGCGACACGCAAGUGACCACGGACACGCUGCAACACAAUCGCGUACACUCGCAGCUCUACUCCUCGGGCAUCGGCGGCUCGUCCACGUCCGCCGCGUCGACCACCAGCGGGCCGACGUCGCGACAGCAAAUGGCGCCCGGUAACUUUCCGUUUCCCACACAUCACACGCAACCGUACACCACUGUACCAACGUCGCACCACCUGCAUCACCUGCAUCCGCAUCCAUCUACCACGCAGCACCAGAAUUCCUUGCCUUCGCGUUACCCUUCGCCGCCGUCGCUGCCAUCCGCUCAAUCAGGCGAGUCCAUAGGUCUGCCCGACAUGCGCACCUAUUGUUUCGAGCCCCCGUAUAGCCCUGGACCCACGCAAACAACUACCACCUUCGGCGGUCACCUACACACACCCUCUGUAGAUCUGCACUAUCACAAACCACGCGCGUUGCCACUUGGUAUACCUUGCGACACAUCUGUUUACGGGCACGGAUACGAGGGCGGCACAUUACCGGGUCGAAAGGAGGACCAGCGCAUUCGUAUACCAUCCAACACCAGUGUCACGUCCAAGAGUAGCGUUGGUAAAUUGUCCACUGGCAGCAUAGAGAGAACCUCCGAGCGCGGCAGUCCGAUGCCGACGUUCCACGUGGAAGUGUUGAGCCCGGGCACGGGCAGCAGCAGCGGAAUCGGCAGCAGUGGUGGCACCGUGAGAGGUAGCGGCGGCGGUAACAAACGCGCAAGCAUGCCAGACUACUGUUACUCGCAGCCGCGCCCGGCACCCGGCGAACUCCGCAGGGUCCACAUAGACAAGUCCGUGGAACCGCUGGGAAUACAGAUCUCGUGCCUGGAAAGCGGCGGCGUGUUUGUUUCUACCGUAUACGAACACAGCUUGGCAUCACAGGUCGGCCUGCAGAUCGGCGACCAGUUGUUGGAAGUUUGCGGUAUAAAUAUGCGAAGCGCAACUUAUCAGCUAGCCGCCAAUGUUCUACGUCAGUGUGGUAAUUCAAUAACAAUGCUGGUGCAGUACAGCCCGGACAAAUAUACUGAAUUAGAAGGCUCAGCGUCUUCGAGUUCAUCGGAAGCUGGCGAUGGAGCCGCAACUGGGAGUCGCAGCGGCUCGCCGACACCGUGCAACAGUCCGGAAGCUCCUCGAAAGAGUACGGUAGAAACACUGGAACCUGCUGAGCCGGAACGCGAUGCCACUAUUACUAUCACCACCACUGCUCCCACCGUCACCACAACUGCCGCCGCUCCCACCAUGAGUACGCUACGUGUCGAACGGGAUAUGCGGCCAUCCGCCUCAUUGGAGGUGAGAAGUACGCAAGACCGCGAAGGCCUUCGCGAAAUGAGACCCUCCGCGUCACUGGACACGUCGUUCAAUAUCCGCAAACCGGAAUUGCGCAGCGCUGCCACGCUAGACCGAUUGACUCGAGCGCAGAUGCAACGGCAGAACGCAAUGAGAAGUCCCACGCAGGAGGACCAGAACCGAAAACCGCCACCGACCGGCGAGCCCCGAUAUCUACUGAUCGAGACCAGAAAAUGCUCGAAUCUCGGCAUAUCGCUAGUAGGUGGAAACGGUGUCGGUAUUUUUGUGCAUUCCGUUCAGCCAGGCUGUCUCGCCGAGGAGGCUGGUCUAUUCGCUGGCGAUAGGAUCUUGGAGUACAAUGGCGUGGAUCUAAGACAAGCAACCGCCGAACAAGCGGCGCUUGAACUAGCCCGACCGGCGGACAAGGUGACAUUAGUUGCUCAGUAUAUGCCGGAGCGAUAUAACGAGGUAAAAGACAAGCCAGGCGACAGUUUCUAUGUGAAAGCGCUAUUUGAUCGAACCGGCGAGGUGGGUGACAGCCUGCAGUUGCGAUUCAGCAAGGAUGACAUCUUAUAUGUGGAUAAUACCAUGUUCAAUGGCACGCCGGGCCACUGGCGCGCCUGGAUAGUCGAUCAGACCGGUCGUAGACAGACUUGCGGGAUAAUUCCCAGCAAAUUUAAGGUUGAAGAAGAAUUGCUGUUACGACGGUCUCUGGGUGAUUUGGAACAAGAUACUGGCAAGCGCAGUGAUACUAGAGCAAGGAGGAGUUUCUUCCGUCGGAAAAAGCAACAACAACGGUCGUCUAGCAGUAGAGAUAGUUGCAAAGAAUUGUCACAUCUUACAGGAGUCAAUUUGGGAUGGUAUAGCGAUAGUGGGACGUUAAACGAGGAUACUCUUCCAGCGAGCUAUCAGCGCGUCGAGAGACUCGAUUAUCCCACUCUGAGACCAGUAUUAAUCAUCGGUCCGCUCAGCGAAUGCGUGGUAACGAAACUUUUGCAAGAAUAUCCGGGUCAAUUCACCAGAUGUCUAGCAGAAGCUAUGCAUUGCUCGCAGUCGACUUUGGAGCAAGGGUUACGCGAUUCACUCUAUGUGGAUUAUAGAAAAAAGGGCAGUUACUUCGAAUGCACAACAGUGCAAGCCGUUAAAGACAUAUGUGAGAAGAAUACUCACUGCAUUUUGGACGUAUCAAUGGCUUCCAUCGAAAGGCUUCACAGACAUCAAAUUUAUCCUAUCGUCCUAUUACUCAAAUUCAAAGAUAGGACGCAAAUUAAGGAGGUAAAAGAUUCCAGAUAUCCGAGCGAUAAAAUUAGUACAAAGGCUGCAAAAGAGAUGUUUGAACAGGCGCUCAAAAUAGAAGCGGAAUACAAGCAUUAUAUCUCCGCCGUGAUUCCGGCGGGUGUGAGUGUAGCGUACAUAUGCACGCAGGUGAAAGCCUCAGUGGAUGAAGAGCAAAGCAAAGCGCUGUGGAUUCCUAGAGGGGGUCCCUGACACAAAAGGGGGGGUCCCCACAAACCACAGUGGAAGUCAAUCUAAAUUCCACCAGGGGGCCCUUACGUCGUGCACAUAUGCAAAAAUUGCUGUGCAAAAUAAAUUCUUUUAUUUAUGGUCUCUUUAUUUCUUUAUUGAUCAGAAGAUGUACAAUCUUAUCUUUUUUUUAUUUGUAUGUGUUUAACGAGGAAUCACUCAAUUUGGUUGUGAUAAAGACGAAAUCUUGUGAAGAAAAUAUUUUUAUCGUAUUUACUCAUUAAAUUGUCAUAAAAUAGGUACGUACCAAUAUUUUAUUGUUAUUAUUAUCGAAAACUAAAUUAUUUCGCUGAUUCGUAGUUGCAUAAGGUUCUUUUCGCAUUUAUCCGCAUUAUAUAUCAACAUAUAGCUAAUCUGUGAUCACUAAAUCUAUAAAAAUCUGAGUGGAGCAGGAUGUUUACUCUCGAGGAAAACUGGGAAAACCUGGAAUUUUUAGAAGGUUUUUUAUCCUUCAAAAUCAUGGUUUUUAUAGGAUUUUAUUGAUACUAAAAAAAUUUGGAAAUUGUAAAUUAUCUUAAAUUUGAUUUCUAUUUCUAUUUUAACAGAAUUGUUUCUUUUUUUUAUUUUUCUCGUAAUUGAUAAAUUUUUCCUUACAAAAUGUUGAUGAUUGAUGUUUAUUUAUGUAUAUUUUUGUACAACUCGCGAAUUUUUAUUUAAAGAAAGAUAAUACAAGGUUCUAAAUUGUUGCAAAUUUAAUCAUUUUUGGAAUUCUAUACUUCUAUGGCCCGUUUCUAUCAACGUAGGUUAACUUUAAUCUCGGUUUAAUUUACUUGUUAUCUCAUUCUAGUUCCAAAAAUUAGAAAGAGGUAAAGAGUAAGUUAAACCGGGGGCUAAAAUUAAUCUACGUUGGUAGAAAUGGGCUUAUAUCAGCUAAAUCUGUAUAUCGCAGAUUAUUAUAUGCUUUAGUUUAUAUUAUUUAUUUUCAAUAUUUUCUUAAAUUUUAUAUUUAAAACUCAAGUUUUUGUAAGUAUAUGAUUAUUAAAAAGCGUAUAAUAAAAAAACUAAAUUAUAUAGUAAAUUAAUAUAAAAUAAAAUUUAAAUGCAAUAAUAAACUCUUUAAUCUGGAGUUUUGAAGAAAAUCUAGUUUGAAUAAAAACUUCGAAAAAUCUAGGGGAAUUUUCUCAAGGAAUUCCUUCACAAGAUUGAGUGAACACUUAUAGAAACAACAAAGUAAAUUUAUCUUUGAGAGAAUGAUUUUUCUCUUGUCUUUUUGGAAUUGACUUUUGUGAUGAAUAUUACAAGUGAAAUAUUGUGAACUUGGUGCUUGCCUUUCUAAGUAUUUACUUGCUCUAAGUAUUUACUUGCUCAUUAUUGAUUGGCUAAAGAUCGCAAACAAUUCGUGUUCAAUAGUCAUUUUGAUUCAAUUUUCGAAGCGUUAGAUCAAACAGUGCAACAGGAAAUGCAGCUGAAAUAAAGAUAAGACUAACAAUUCGUGUGAGACCAUAAAUGAACUGUUACACUCAUUGUGUUAUGGCCCGUUAUAAAAUUGGUGGAUUACAGUAUUGACUGUUAGUAAAAAUAAGUUAUGGUCAUUAAUGGCAAUUAAUUAACCCUUCAGACCAAAUUAGUGAAAAGUUGGUUAUUUUAAGUAGCAAAA
Molecule: messenger RNA, 11447 nt
Organism: Monomorium pharaonis (pharaoh ant)
Lineage: Eukaryota; Metazoa; Arthropoda; Insecta; Hymenoptera; Formicidae
Gene: Dlg5
Product: disks large homolog 5
Exons: 14
Coding region: 3902-9814 (1970 amino acids)
Molecular function (GO): protein binding
Source: RefSeq, a predicted model, not a curated record